Messenger RNA from Toxorhynchites rutilus septentrionalis, 683 nucleotides. It is a transcript of the gene RpL11, whose product is annotated as 60S ribosomal protein L11. NCBI's taxonomy places the organism in Eukaryota, Metazoa, Arthropoda, Insecta, Diptera, Culicidae. Gene Ontology annotation, biological process: translation. The record is from RefSeq and is a predicted model, not a curated record. Gene Ontology annotation, cellular component: cytosolic large ribosomal subunit; ribosome. The transcript is spliced from 2 exons. Gene Ontology annotation, molecular function: structural constituent of ribosome; RNA binding. The coding region runs from base 61 to 570 and encodes 169 amino acids.
AAAUAUUCUUUCUAAUUUUAGGCUACCAAAACAGCUGUAAAAGACAAAUCGAAGAAUAUUAUGCGUGAUCUGCGUAUCCGCAAAUUGUGUCUAAACAUCUGCGUUGGUGAAUCUGGUGAUAGGCUCACUCGUGCCGCCAAAGUGUUAGAACAGCUUACUGGACAGACCCCAGUAUACUCGAAGGCUCGUUAUACCGUUCGUUCAUUCGGCAUUCGGCGUAAUGAGAAAAUUGCUGUGCAUUGCACUGUUCGCGGCGCCAAAGCUGAGGAAAUUCUUGAGCGUGGCCUGAAAGUACGCGAAUACGAGUUGAGACGCGAUAACUUUUCGCAAACGGGUAACUUCGGUUUUGGUAUCCAGGAACACAUUGAUUUGGGAAUCAAAUACGACCCUUCAAUUGGUAUUUAUGGCCUUGACUUCUACGUCGUUCUUGGAAGACCUGGAUAUAAUGUUGCUCAGAGACGGCGUAAAACCGGUAAGAUUGGGUUCAUCCAUCGUUUGACUAAGGAGGAUGCCAUGAAGUGGUUCCAGCAGAAAUACGAUGGUAUCAUCCUCAACAGCAAAGCGAAGUAAAGGGCUCCACAAUAACAUUUACUGUUUUAUUAAGGUAGCCAUAAAAGAGAGAAAAUAUGAGAAGUAAAAAAGUUUUGUUCAUUUUGAAUAGAAAGUCCCACAGCAGAUUUAAA